AUGGCCAACAAGUGCAAUCAAUGCGGCAAGUUCCUAUCGCCUACAGAGGGCGCAAAAUGCAAUAAGUGCAAUGCAGUGUUCCAUCGGUCGUGCGUCAACAUCAGCCCUGACUCCCGCCUCCCCGCGCGCUGGACAUGCCGAGGUUGCCGCGGACAGGAACAUAAGAAUAAGUCUCCGGUAAAUACUGAAUCACCCUCUGUGGAUAUUUUUAUAGACGCUAACUCUACGGAAAAUGAGAAGACAUCGGAGUUAUCCUUAGCUAAGGAGAUGAAGCUUCUCAGGAUGGAGCUCAUAUCUGUCACACGGGAGAUGACUUCAUUCAGGUUAGAAUUAGCAAGAAUGAACGAAAAUAUAGUUGAAUUCAAUAAAAGGGUUGAUAAUGUGGAAGAGCGCAUGACCUCUUUGGAAGAAAAAUUUUCCAGUUCUGGUGUCAGCAAAGAUGAAAAUUUACAUGAUAUCAUCAUACAGUUAAAAGCAGACAUCAAUGACAGAGAACAAAAUUCAUUAUUGAAUGAUGUUCAAAUAACGGGAGUGCCAGAGCGGAGUGGAGAGAAUGUUAUGCAUCUGACACAAGCGAUCGCUAAUAAGUUGGGUAUGGCCCUCGACUCUCGCGAUAUAGUGAGCGCCGGGCGAGUCGGCCCGCAUCGCCUGUCGACAUCGAGUGAAGAGCGUAGUCGCCCGCGGCCGGUGAUCGUGCGAUUAGCGCGGCGGUCUCUUCGAGACGACAUCAUAAAGGCGGCGCGCGUGCGACGCGGGACCGAUACUACAGGUGUCACUGACGGCAAUCCCACGCGAGUCUACAUUAAUGAACAUCUGACUCGUGCUAAUCGCCUAUUGUUCUAUAAGGCUAGGGAGGAGGGAAAACGUCACGGCUGGCGCUUUGUAUGGACGCGGGAGGGGAGGGUCCACAUGCGACGCGAGACGGAUACGGCAGUGCAGCGUAUUCGUUCUGAAAACGAUUUAAUUAAAAUUUUUGGUUCAAAAUAA
Molecule: messenger RNA, 987 nt
Organism: Danaus chrysippus (African queen)
Lineage: Eukaryota; Metazoa; Arthropoda; Insecta; Lepidoptera; Nymphalidae
Source: the annotation of a GenBank genome assembly